Saccostrea cuccullata (small rock oyster) is the source of this 1943-nucleotide messenger RNA. RefSeq lists its product as uncharacterized. The coding region runs from base 298 to 1821 and encodes 507 amino acids. The transcript has 20 exons. Lineage: Eukaryota; Metazoa; Mollusca; Bivalvia; Ostreida; Ostreidae. The record is from RefSeq and is a predicted model, not a curated record.
GCUUUAGAAUAUUUAGAGAGCUGCAUAAGAACAUCUCCUUGUAGAAACAACGCCGCAUGCUACAAUGUUAAUAGGACUGAAACAUGCAUUUGCCGGCAUGGAUUUCAUGGACCAACUUGUUCCGAGGACGCAAACGAAAAUCUCACAAGCACAAUUAACACGGGGGCCAUAUUCACAGAUGUUGCGCUACCAAAAACUGUUAUUUGCUACGUCUCCUAUCUUUGCUCGAUUCCAUUUACUGUCACCAGAAACAUUCAUGACAAGCCUUUAGUUGUCCCUGGAUAUUUAGAUCCCUCGAUGACGAUCAUGAAGUUGGAGCUGACAGACGCUGAAUCACGUAGUGGUAUUGUCCAUGGAAUCCUAGAGGUGAUUGAUAAUAUCCUGGGAACAAAAACAAUAUGUCUGGAUUCAGUUGAGAGCUCGAGAGAUGCUAGGAUAGGAGAUGAAACAUGUUUUGAAGUGCGUGUUGUCACAGGUCAUUAUUACAGAGAAUUUAGUAAUUAUCCUCUAUUUCUGAAACCUACAUUUGAAGACAGCAGUACAUUCCAGUGUUUGGUAGGGAAAUACUGUCAUGUACAUCUGUGGACUUCAAAGUUAUUAACCAAAACCAAUUGUCCAGUUCUAAAAUCUGACGAAAACUUUGAAAGCGGUGUGUUCAUUAUUCCUCCAUUAAAUCAAACUCUAUUUCCUUGCAUGUAUGACGUUGUACUAAGAAUGGAUCAACCAGCCAACAAAUCUGUCUGCUUUUCACUAAAUGACGGAAUGUUCACCGAGAAAAGAUGCUACAUAAUUCAAUUUUCCUUCUCAUUGAGUGUGAAAGGGUCUUGUGCUCAAAAGUCGUGUAGUAACGGUGGAUUCUGUGAUGGACAUGAAGACACAAGGAAGUGUUUUUGCCGAGUGGGGUUCUCUGGUGAUAGCUGUUCUACUGAGUUUGGUAUCCCCCAAGAGAUGCAUACACAGAAUAUACAAUAUCCUCUGCUUGGAAAUGUACUUCUACCAAAAAGAAUGAAUUGUCCUUUGAAUGAGGAGUGUCAAAUACAGCUUCUAAUUACUGGAAAAACGGGAUUUUACAUUACUACUAGCACUGACUCUACAAGUGUAGCGGUCAAGGAAAUAAAGGAAGCUCGUGUAUCUAAGGAUUUCCUCGCUACAAUAACAGUUGUCAACAAGAAAACUGGCUCUCAUCAGCUCUGUGUGGGCAUUUCUCCUGAUAGAUACAGUAUCGAAACAGACAAAGUUUGUUGCAGUAUCUCCACCCAGAACACAGAUUAUAUUACCUGUGAGGACGUCUCCGUUGACGACUGCAGCGAUCCAGCAGCGCUCAAUAAUAUUUGCUCAGAUCCAACCACGGCUACAUUCUGUAGAAAAUCCUGCAAUCUCUGUCACAACAUACCUACAACUUUGAAAAAUACUGACAAGCAAUUAUUUAUUGGACCAUCUCCAACAAAUGUGUCACUUUUCACAUGUUCUGCAGACAUUGAUUGCCACGUAUUGCUUUAUCUAAAACGAGGCCACAACAACUUAUGUCCUGAGGUUUCCGCCCGUCCAGUACCUGGAAGUACUGUGCACAUUUUUAGAACUCCUGACUGUGAUAACUGUUCCGUGGAUGUUCUAAUCCAUACUUCUAUCUCCCGCCCAACACAGAGGGCACAGCUUUGUGUCGAGGCAUCGGACUACAACUCUGGACUGGACGACCUAAGAUGUUACUUUGUGGAUUACGAAAUACAUGCAUCAAGACGCCAGACCCUGAGUGUUACACACACUACCACAUCAACAUCUCGACGAACGCUUCAGGUUAACCUUGGAAACGUGAUUGGAUAAUCUAAGUAGUAAAAAUAUAAACAGAUUGUCAAUGAAAUUAAUGAUGACACUUUAAGGAUUUGAACACUUGUCGUCUAUAACAAGGAAAGAUGUCAUUAAAAUGGAUUUAUAGCUUUUACAUG